GUUCUAUUAAAAAAUAAACUCAAUCCCUGUUCACUCUUCUACUACAUGAAUGACUUACUUAGACCGUCAAUGGGCGCUCAAAUAGAGUGAAUGAGAUGUUAAAUCGAAGCUUUUUAUACGUAUCUAUCUAGACAGUGUGCAAUAGAUCUUCAAUUGUUGUCCGAGCUGCUGUUAUACUACAAAAGUGUGUAAACAUGUAGCUGCUUGUCCGAAAUACUAAGUUUUGCUAUUAGUUACUGUAUUAUUUACGUUCAGCUUUGUAAAUUGCGCGAUGGGAGCUGAACAGUCUCGAGGAGGAGGGUUCAGAAGAAGAAUUCGUAAAAAUUCUCUCGAAGAUCCUCCGUACGCAACUGCUACCCAGCCAAUUGGCGAAUCACCACGACGUCUUUUAAAAACACAGUCGUUAUCGAUGCCAGGAUCAUCAGGGGUUUCAGCAUUACAGGGGCAUUCACCAAAAUCGACACCUAUUAGGUCAGCGUCAUCAGUGGCCAGUAGUACAGCAAAUCGAUGGAUUGUUACAGUUAAUGACGGCGUGUCACCCUCUACGGAAGUCACUGAUCCUGCCCGCGACCCCGUUUUAUUAACGCUACAAAAAGUGCCUACUUUCUACCCUAUAAUUCGCGAUACCGUUAGAAAUCCUGUCAUGAAGGAGAUAACGGGAACAUCGUGUCGUCUCGACAUUGGCGCUGCGACUGCGUUGGUGACGCGCUACCAGACCUUGAUACGAGAGAAUGCUGAAGGCGUCUCUAAGGAACAGACGCGGCUGGGUCAGCGACUCCAGGAUAUGGAUUAUGCUGUCGGCACCCUCCACCAGGUUCUUCAAGACCGAUCUAUUAAGCUUUCUAAACAGACCGAUCAGCUUAGUACCGUCAGCCAAAUAUGCGCACUUCUAAACUCCAGCAGGAUGUGCUUACAGAAAUCAUUAGAAAUUUUACAGUGGGUAAAUAUAUGCCUUCCGCCGGAACAUCGAUUGGAAGUACCCGACCUUGGCCUUAAUUUAGAUGAACAGACCGUUGCUGAGAGCUGAGCAGAAGCUUUAUUACAAUAGUAACAUCCGUUGAGAUCUAUAUGUUUGCGUACAAUUAUGUAUGUGAAUGCACAGGAACGCGCACACAGAUCAAAAGUGAUUAGAUCGCUGAAAAUGUCCGUUGCAGGGUAUAAAAGUAACAAAACUCUUUCACAGCAGAUCUUGACUCUACUGUAACCUUUUUAGAUGAAACAAAUAAUAACAGUGAUGCAUUAGUGAAUAAUAAUUAUAGGGAAAAAUCAAAAUAGAAUAGAUAUUAAUGUAACAAAUCAAUGAUCGUCACUGAGAAUGGCCGUGCAUAUUCAGCUUUUACACUAGUGCUUAUUUGCUGAGCAGUCUCAGUAGAAGUGCCAAGUGUCUUUGUAUGAGUGUGUGUGUGUGUGUGUGUCUGUUUGCAUAUACUAACCUAUUAGCAAAGUAAGUAGUGAUAUUGCUGCAAGCCACGAUUUUUGAGUCAGAUUUUUGCGUGCGAAAAUUUUGAUCCACUGUAAACAGAUUUAUGAUAUGAGUGAUGAUUUGAAAAUGUUCCGACUUCUCAGCUGCUUUUAAAGGAAACAAUGCAUAGAACAAAUCUAUUGCUGACAUUGGUACAAAUAUGUGAAGCUUUCGUCUUAUGCUAAUGUUGAAUCAGAAAUUAGUAAAUAUUAGAUUAUGAUCUAGGUGUUUUCCUUUGAAUUCAAGCAAGAUAAAACAAAUAAUAUAUGUCGUCGAUCAGUGUAAACGGGCUAUUUGAGGUCGCUGUAUCCACACGUUGUGCUGCAUCUAUGGAUAGUCCAACCAAUUUGAUAAAAACAAGUAAAUAUUGGUACAAGAGAAUAUCGGUUUUGCCAAAGGAUAUUUUGGUACAUUAGGUUUGGAUAAUUGGGGGGCAGGGGUCCUUGGCGCCGAAGGAUAAAUGAUUUCCGGCUUUCAUUACUAAGUAAAAUUGCGGCCUGUUUAUUUAUGGGGCUCACAUAAUAUCGAUAUCAGAAGUCUGCCUAACUCGAGUAAGAUUGGUCUUUUGCACACCUUAAGUUUUAACUGUAUGUAUUAAUAAUAAUCGUUUAUUUUUAUCUCAACCACUAAUUAACAGGAGCAAAGCAGGUAUUCAGUAACGUUCACAAAUAUAUAUAUAUAUAUAUAUAUAUAUAUAUAUAUCUUGAAAUAGAGUUACCCAAUAAAAAUUAUAAACCUUGUUUGCUUAUUAAGCUAAUAUUAAGUUAUUUAAAGCAGUUGGAAAAAGAUCGUGAAUAGAAAAUGCUUUCUAUACCUUCUUUAAUAAAAACUUACCUUUAAUAAAUCUGAAGUUGCUUUGGUAUCAAGUGGAAUAAAACCUAUUCAAUACAAGGUCUAAAGGAAAUAUUAGCAACACUUCCAAACACACACACUUAGCCACAAAGGGUAAUGGUACUUGUUAAGUAUUUUAUGAAGUCUAAACGGAACCUUAUUGCUAAGAUGUGCGCGGAAAAAUUCUAGAUUAGAGCAGACGAUUGAGUCUAAAUUGACAACUAUUUGGACUUAAGUGUUCAAUGAAUUUGUGUUAUAACGUUUUUCAGAAACCCCCAGUUUUCGUUCUUAAGUAUUGAGAUAACACUGUUAUAGGCUAACAUUUUCAACAGGCUUGUAUCUAGCGGUAAUCGCUGUCCUACGAACAAUAAUUUGUCUGUUGCCGCUUGGCGUGUCAACAUUUAAUUUUACGUGUUUCUAACUGCUCCGCUCACAGGCUAAACAUGGCAAACCACUUGUUUGUGAUAAAAAGACCGUCAAAGUCAACUUCAUACGCCACGACCCACUGUACGUGUCAGGUGCGAUCGAUUUUUCAAUAAUGAGCGCUGAUUUCUUCAGUGGCGGCAAAUUUCAGAGCGUUUACCCGUGCCUAAAAAAUGUGCACUAUUGCUUAGGUUAUUUAGCAUAUCAGCUCGUCUUACAAAGAUUUUUUGGAUGUUUACGCUGAAAGUUUGCGCAUUCCGUUUCUCGCUGGCGCAGUUGUUUUAAAGCAUUGAAUAAAGGAUAAAAAAUGAGCAGCUCCUCUAGUCAGUACACAUAUUACAUUAGGUUUAAAUUUACCCUUAGGCUUCAUAAAACGAGGUCUUGUUUUAAAAAAACUAUCUCGUGCUGUAUUCUCGAAGGUACGUCCGAGUUUGUCAAAUAUGACAGUUGGCUACCUAGUCAAUUGCAGCCAGCUAUGAACUUUAUAGUUUCAUGUACAUUUCAGGUCUAGUUUGACCUUUAGUUUGAAAUGUAAUGACAUGCUCAAUAUAUUCUCUUUUUACAAAAAUAGUUAUCCAGAUCAGCGUGGUAAUAAUGGUACUUAGUUUUUGAACCCGCUGGUGAAUAGUUUGACCUGUUGGGUCUAAAUAAACAAGUGUAGCUCUAUUCAAAGCAUCUAUGACCGCAUCUGUUUAUUAACGGCGCAACUGAGCCCCAUCAUUUCUGUUUGGAGUAUUGAAAAGGGUCUA
Varroa destructor (honeybee mite) is the source of this 3465-nucleotide messenger RNA. RefSeq names its product BLOC-1 related complex subunit 5 (gene BORCS5). Gene Ontology annotation, biological process: organelle transport along microtubule; lysosome localization; positive regulation of anterograde synaptic vesicle transport. The record is from RefSeq and is a predicted model, not a curated record. Lineage: Eukaryota; Metazoa; Arthropoda; Arachnida; Mesostigmata; Varroidae. Gene Ontology annotation, cellular component: cytoplasmic side of lysosomal membrane; synaptic vesicle membrane; BORC complex.